CUCACCCUGCGGAGCCGCCCCGGGGCAGGAGAGGAUGCCGGCCGCCGGAGCCAAGUCCAGGGCCAAGGUGACCUUCAGGGACCUGGCCAUCUACUUCUCCCGCGAGGAGUGGGAGUGGCUGAGCCCGCCGCAGAGGGCGCUGUACGGGGACGUCAUGCUGGAGACCUACGGGAACCUGGUCUCUCUGGGACUGUCCUCGCGGAGGCCGAACGUCAUCGCCCUGCUGGAGCGGGGGAGGGCGCCCUGGGUGGUGGAGCCUGCGAGGAGGCGCCGCGGUCCGGACUCAGGAUCUAAAUGUGAGACCAAGAAGUUACCUCCAAAUCAGUGCAACAAAGCUGGGCCAAGCAUCUACCAGAAGCCAGUUUCUGCACCACCAAAAGUUCUCACAGCAAAGAGAGGCUGCAAGAAAAAGUCAGUCCUAAUAAGAUCCAAGAAAGUGCGUUCAGAGAAGGAAUCUUUGAAAUGUAACGAGUGUGGGAAGGUCUUUAGUCAGAGCCUAUCUCUCCACCUCCAUCAGAGCUCUCAUACUGGAGAGAAGCCUUAUGGAUGCAGCGACUGUGGAAAAUCUUUCAGACAGAUCUCAUCCCUCAUUCUGCAUCAGAGACUCCACACUGGAAGGAAAAACCAGCAAUGCGACACGUGUGGGGAAAGUUUCAUUCAAAGGGCGACGCUUCCUCUCCCCGGGAGAAUUCACGAUGGGAAGGAAAGAGCCUGUGACUGUGCCAAGGCCUUGCAGCAGUGCCCCCCUCUCAGCAUCCACCGGAAAGGUCACCUGGUGGACAACAUCCGCCGGUGCCGAAAAUGUGGGAAGACCUUCCUUCGGAUGUCAGCCCUUUUGCUUCACAAGAAAACGCACAAGAGAAAGAAGAAACAUCAGUGCGGCGCGUGUGGGAGAGGCUUCAGUAAGAAAGCAGCCCUGGUGAGGCAUGGAAGAAGUCAUCGUGGAGAGGAAACCCCGGAGAGCGAGAGGGCCUCCAGGCCGCGUCCGCAGCGGAGGGCCCCCCGUUUGGAGAGUCCGUACAAGUGCAGGAGGUGCGGCAAAUCCUUCGCCAGGAUUUCGUCCAUCAUGCUUCACCAGAGAACUCACACGCCAGAGAAGCCCUACAGGUGCGACAAGUGUCAGAAGGCCUUCGGGCGGCUCCCCACGCUCCUCCUGCACCGGAGGCUCCACAGCGGAGAGCAGCUGUACCGCUGCGGUCAGUGUGAGAAGGUCUGCGCCCGGCGCUCGUCCCUGCUGCAGCAUCAGAAGGUUCACACGAGGAAGAAGAAGCUCUUCGAGUGCAAGGAGUGUGGGAAGAUGUUCUCCGGCACCGCCAACCUCAAGAUCCACCAGAACAUCCACUCCGAGGAGAAGCCUUUCAAGUGCGGCAAGUGCAGCAAGGUCUUCGGCCGCCAGUCGUUCCUCCUCGAGCACCAGAGGAUCCACACCGGGGAGAAGCCCUACCAGUGCGAGGAGUGCGGGAAGGCCUUCAGCCACCGCAUCUCCCUCACGCGGCACAAGAGGAUCCACUCGGAGGACAGGCCCUACGAGUGCGACCGCUGCGGCAAGGCCUUCAGCCAGAGCGCCCACCUCGCCCAGCACGAGCGCAUCCACACCGGGGAGAAGCCCUACGCCUGCGGCGCCUGCGGCAAGGCCUUCAGCCAGCGCACGUCCCUGAUCCUGCACGAGCGCAGCCACACCGGCGAGAAGCCCUACGCGUGCGGCCAGUGCGGCAAGGCCUUCAGCAGCGGCUCCGACCUCAUCCGGCACCAGCGCAGCCACUCCUCGGAGAAGCCCUACGCGUGCGGCCACUGCGGCAAGGCCUACAGCCGCAGCUCGUCGCUGCUCCGCCACCAGAGCGCGCACUCCCAGGGCAAGGCCUGAGCCUCCUGCGGC
Molecule: messenger RNA, 1876 nt
Organism: Talpa occidentalis (Iberian mole)
Lineage: Eukaryota; Metazoa; Chordata; Mammalia; Eulipotyphla; Talpidae
Gene: ZNF667
Product: zinc finger protein 667
Exons: 4
Coding region: 35-1864 (609 amino acids)
Biological process (GO): negative regulation of transcription by RNA polymerase II
Molecular function (GO): DNA-binding transcription repressor activity, RNA polymerase II-specific
Source: RefSeq, a predicted model, not a curated record